Molecule: messenger RNA, 1179 nt
Organism: Hibiscus syriacus
Lineage: Eukaryota; Viridiplantae; Streptophyta; Magnoliopsida; Malvales; Malvaceae
Product: quinone oxidoreductase PIG3-like
Exons: 6
Coding region: 1-978 (325 amino acids)
Molecular function (GO): oxidoreductase activity
Source: RefSeq, a predicted model, not a curated record
AUGAAGGCAGUGGUGAUAACAACAGCAGGAGGCCCAGAGGUGUUGCAAUUACAGCAAGUUGAUGACCCAGAAAUCAAGGAUGAUGAAGUCCUUAUCAAGGUUGAAGCCACUGCUUUAAACCGGGCCGAUACUGUCCAGAGGAAAGGUUAUUACCCUCCUCCAAAGGGUGCUAGCCCUUACCCUGGCCUUGAAUGUUCAGGCACCGUCCUAGCUGUUGGCAACCAUGUUUCUCGCUGGAAAGUUGGUGAUCAGGUGUGUGCUCUUCUUAGUGGAGGUGGGUAUGCUGAGAAAGUGGCGGUUCCAGCUGGACAUGUUCUUCCCAUCCCACCUGGGGUGUCACUCAAAGAUGUUGCUGGUUUGCCUCAAGUGGCUUGUACUGUUUGGUCCACUGUUUUUAUGAUGAGUCGCUUAUGGGCCGGGGAGACUUUCCUGGUCCAUGGUGGUUCAAGUGGAAUUGGCACUUUUGCAAUUCAGAUAGCCAAGGACAAAGGAGCAACAGUAUUGGUUACAGCAGGGAGUGAUGAAAAAUUAGCUUUCUGCAAGAAACUUGGAGCUCAUGUCUGCAUCAAUUACAAGACAGAGGAUUUUGUUGCACGUGUUAAGGAAGAAACUGGAGGGAAGGGUGUUGAUGUAAUUCUGGAUUGUAUUGGAGCAUCCUACCUUCAGCGAAACCUGGACAGCUUAAACUUCGAUGGAAGGCUUUGUAUUAUUGGCUUCCAGGGUGGAGCAGUCACCGAAAUUAAACUCAAUACUUUACUUCCAAAGCGGCUCACGGUGCAAGGGGCUGUGCUGCGACCGAGAAGUCAAGAGAACAAAGCAAUGGUUGUCAGUGAAGUGGAGAAGAAUGUUUGGCCUGCAGUUGCAACGGGCAAGGUGAAGCCUAUCAUCUACAAAUCUUUUCCUUUAUCCGAGGCUGGGGAGGCUCAUCGACUCAUGGAAAGUAAUGAGCAUAUUGGGAAGAUACUUCUUGUUCCGUGAUGCCGGUAAGGACCCUGUCUUGUAGUGAGACAAUGGUGUCGUUUGAUUAUAAAACGAAACACUUGUGAAUCUUGUAUGCGUCAUGUCUUUGUGGGAUAAAUUUAAUCGUUUUACCAAAAUGAUAAUCAUACAAAACUGAUUUGUUGUGAAAUUUUUUAGUACUUUCCAGUGGCAUAUAAUUUAGAAAGAUAUAUUCAGCAA